Molecule: messenger RNA, 9588 nt
Organism: Plenodomus lingam JN3
Lineage: Eukaryota; Fungi; Ascomycota; Dothideomycetes; Pleosporales; Leptosphaeriaceae
Source: RefSeq, a predicted model, not a curated record
AUGCUUGAGGGACUCGUUUCAAACCUGCUUAAUCGGUUCUUGGGCAUGUAUGUCCAGAAUUUCGAUCCCAAGCAACUCAAUGUCGGUAUCUGGUCUGGUGACGUCAGAUUGCGAAACCUUCAACUGAGACGCGAAGCUCUCGACCAGCUCCGCCUACCGCUCAACGUCGUUGAGGGACACCUGGGCUCCCUUACCCUCUCAAUACCAUGGUCGAAUCUACGAGGCAAGCCGCUCAAGGUCAACAUUGAGGAUGUCUAUCUGCUAGCGGCGCCAAAGGAGGAUGCAGAUUAUGAUGCUGAAGAGGAGGACCGAAGAGCCCACGCUGUCAAAAUGGAGAAGCUGGACAGUGCCGAGCUGCUCAAGGAGCGCAAUACUGAAGGCAUGAGUGCUGAGGAGCAGCAGAAGAAUCAAAGCUUCACCGCGAGUCUAGUGACGGCUAUCGUCGACAACGUCCAGGUUACAGUCAAGAACAUUCACAUCCGCUACGAAGACUCGAUAUCCGACCCCGGACACCCCUUUGCUCUUGGUGUUACACUCGCCGACUUCAGCGCAAUCAGCACAGACGAAAAUUGGAAACCCACAUUCAUCCAAGGCAAUUCGACCUCGACUCACAAGCUGGCGACCCUCGGAUCGCUGGCGGUGUACUGGGAUACAGAUGCGGAGCUCAUUGGCACCGGCAAGGGCAGCCAAAGCAGUGAUGAGCAGGAAAUCGAUCGCGACGCGUUCAUUGAGAAAGUUCGAGACAUGAUUGUCAGGGGUGACAAUCCUGACCUGGGUGAUCAUCAGUUCAUCCUGAAGCCGAUCAGUGGUCGUGCUGGCCUGGAAAUGGACAAGACUGGCAAGCCUGAUCGACCCAGAAUGAAGGCGCGUCUACUCUUUGAUGAGUUAGGUUUCAUAAUUGAUGAGGAUCAAUACCGUGAUGCGCUCAUGCUGGUGGAUCUAUUCCACUACUUUAUCCGACACCAGGAAUACAAGAGGCACCAACCGAAAUCGUCCCCGAAAGAAGACCCUGCUGGCUGGCUCCGGUUCGCGGGUAAGGCUGUUCUUGAUAAGAUCCAUGAGAGAAAUCGGAAGUGGAGCUGGGGAUACUUCAAGGAACGUCGCGACGACCGUAUACGUUAUAUCGAACUUUUCAAGAAGAAGAAACGCGAGGAAAAGCUCGACCCUGCGGAGGCAGAGGAUAUGGACAAACUUGAGCGGAAACUGAGCUACGAAGAUUUGCGCUUUUGGCGCUCACUGGCGCGCAACCAAUUGCGCAAGGAGAAUGUUGGUGUCAAGAAGCCGCCCCCGAAACAGACUUGGACUUCAUGGGUUUGGGGAACAAAGCAGGAAGAGCAGCAUGAUGAUGACACGCAAAUAAGCGAACAACAGCGCAAAGAAUUAUACGAAGCGAUCGCUUGGGACGAAAAGAAGGCCAUCACGGAGGCGGUAGAUAUGCCCAGAGAAUACGUCAAGCUCGAGGUGAACAUGAGCCUCAGGACUGGUAGUUUUACCUUGAAACGCGAUCCCCACGGCAAAUCGAAAGAAAUACUUCGCCUGUUGUUCGACUCUUUCAGCACACAAUUACUGCAACGUACAGAUUCAAUGUUUGUCAAGGUUGCUCUUGAGGGUAUGCGUCUAUACGACGGAACUACUGAGGGCAGCCUAUUCCCUCAGAUCAUCACCAUCAAAGAUGCUCCACCUGUUCCAGAUGACCAGCGGGUUGAGGAACUCAACGAUGAUGAAACUCCUCUGGAAGAUGGAAAUGAAGAAGACGAAGAGCAGAAGGAUGACCCAUUCUUUUACCUCACGUUCGAAAACAACCCACUGGACGACAGUGCUGACACAGCCCUGACCAUGAAGCUCAAGGGUAUGGAGUUUGUAUACAAUCCAAUAUUCGUUGUGGAAGUAGCAAAGUUCUUCAAACCUCCAGAGAGGCACAUGGAAUCCAUUGGCGCCCUUAUGGAGACAGCGGGCGCCACCGUUGAAGGCAUCAGACAACAAACGCGUGCAGGGCUGGAAUUCGCCCUUACAGAGCACAAAACUAUCAACGUGCAACUAGACCUGCAAGCACCGCUUAUAAUCGUACCAGAUUCCGUAACGAAGAAAUCAAGCAACUGCUUGAUCCUGGAUGCGGGUCACAUCAGCGUAACCAGCGAACUGGUAGACAAGAAUACUUUGCGUGAUAUCCAAGGGAAGCAGCAACAACAUUACACCGAUGACGACUUUCGAAAAUUGGAGAAUUUAAUGUACGAUAAAUUCAAUCUGAAACUUCAUUCCACACAGGUUCUGAUUGGGCCCUCCAUUGAGGAGACACGAUCACAGCUUGAGACCGAGUCUGCUACGAAGAACUUCCACAUAGUAGACAAAAUCAACAUGGACUUCAGGAUCGAGAUCUGUAUUGUGCCCAAGGCAUCUGACCUCACCAAGUUUCGCGUCUCGGGAAACCUUCCGGUCUUGCACGCAUCAAUAUCAGACACAAAAUACAAAAAUCUGAUGAAGCUGAUAGAUGUCGCGAUACCAAAGUUCGACAAUGAUGCACCGAGCAAGCAGGUCAUGGAAGGUGCGAAAGGGUCCUCUAAUUUGAUAUUGUCAAGCGAUGGAAAAGCAAACGUGGAUGCCCUGGGCAGGCCCCGCUCAAAAUCCAUGAAGUUCUCUGCACAGGAACAUGAGUUGGUAAUGGAGGAGGAAGGCCACAGUGAAUCAGAGGACAAAUUCGAAGAUGCACCAGAGGCCAAGGAGGAGGUCAAGAAGGCCCAUAUGCAUCAGCGAAAUUUUGAGUUCAAAUUCACAGUCGAAAAGCUUCAGGGCUCCUUGUACAGGUCAGAUCCAGAAGGGCGAAAGGCUGACCAGCUCCUGGCUGAGCUGAUUGCGGAGCACUUCGACCUCGACUUCUACCAGGAGCCAUUCCAAAUGGGUGCAGAUGUCAGCCUUCGCAGUCUAGCCGUGGAAGAUCAUGUUGAAGACUCCACGAUACCAGAGUUUCGAAACAUAAUAUCCUCAGAAGACGCAUUCGCCGAUGAGCAAAAGGAUCUCUUCAGCCUCAAGUUUGUCAAGGUCAAUGCGGAUUCUCCAGAGUUCCAGACCAAAUACGAGGGAAUUGCGAUCAAUCUUGAUGUUGCGGUCUCUACCAUCAACCUCAUUGUGACCAGGAAAACGUUACUGACAUUGCUGGACUUCGUUCUUGCCACAUUCACGAAUCCUGGUCCAACUCCGAAUCAACAGGCUCAAAUGACUGCAAAGUCAGACAACCAACAGGAUACCGAGAAGCAGGCACAAGCAGAGCCGGACAGAAUUCGCAUUCGAGCUGAACUGAAACGUAUCGCAGUCAUCUUGAACAACGACGGGAUCCGUUUGGCGACACUUAGUCUGAGCUCCGGUGACGUUGGUAUCUUCCUCAACGGUGGAACUAUGCGCAUCGGAGGUCGUCUUGGCAAUCUGUCUCUUGUUGACGAUGUCAAUCAGGGCGUUCCCGAAGAAUCAUCGCUCCGUCAUCUGGUCACGAUAGAAGGCAAAAAUCUGGCCGACUUUAGCUAUGAAACUUUCGACUCAGAGUCGGAAAGCUAUCCUGGGUAUGACAUGGCAGUCGCAUUGAAAACAGGAUCAAUCAGAAUCAACUUCCUCACAGAGCCGUUCCGCAAGAUCAUGGAGUUCGCCGUAAAGUUUGGUAAAAUGCAGGCAAUCUUCAAUGCUGCUCGCCAAGCUGCUGCAAAUCAAGCGACACAAAUUCAGCAACGGGCCACCAAGUUGCACUUUGACAUUGUGAUCAGCACUCCGAUUGUGGUGUUCCCACGAAUGGUAAUCUCUGAUAAGCCAGACCGUGAUACCCUCACCGCAAACCUCGGAGAGAUAUAUGCAAAGAACACAUUUGUUCCACUGGACGACUCAGAGAAUGCAGAUGUUGCCAACAAGCUCUCUGCAGGCAUCAGGAAUAUCAGACUUACUUCUCAUCUCCACUAUGAUGAAGAUCGCUCGGAGUCGCUUGAACUCAUCGACAAGGUGGAUCUUGACUUUAACAUCACAAUGAUUGAGCACAAAGCCGACCAGCAACGUCCUGAUCUUGAAAUAGACGGUUCGAUGUCGGACAUCAACCUACAACUCACUCCUGAGCAGAUGAAAUUUGCCUUGGAGCUAUCACGAUCUAUACCAGCCGCGUUCGCCACAGAAACCGACACCAUUGAUACUGAUGUCCAGGCGGAAUUACCCGAGGCUACAACUGGCCCUAUACGUCAACUAACAGACAAAGAGAGCAGCAAAGAAGAGCCAUCCAAAGACAUGGUCUCAUCACAGUCACCUGAACUGCACACUGAUGCUGACAAGUGGACAAAACUAGAUUUCGUCUUCAAGGUUGGUAUGAUUGGUCUAGAGUUGGUGAAAUCAGAAGACGGUGAACCAGUCGGCGAUGUUGAGACCGCUAGUCUGUCAAGAUUCUCGCUGAAUGAUACCAACGUCAAAAUUCGCAUGAUCAGUGACGGAGCCAUGGAAGCCGAGCUGGUGGUUCAAUCGUUCACCAUCCGAGAUAGCCGUACCCAGGGUACCAACAAGUUCCGCAAGAUCAUGUCGCUCAUAAGCAACGAUGUGAAACAGCAGUUCAUGGCGAGCAUUUCCAUCUCAGGCGGUCAAGAAAAGAACCUGAUAGCGCUUCUCACGAUUGAUAGUCCAAGGAUAAUCUUGGCGUUAGAUUAUCUGUUCGCAUUACAGGCAUUUGUCAACGCAGGUCUUGUCACAGAUGAGCCACUGAAUGUCGAGGAAGAAAUGAAGCAUGAGGAUACAGACAGCGAUGAUGAGAUCAUGUUGCCCGACGGAUCGCAGGCCAUCGAGAGGCCACAAGCUAGACCCAAGUCUACAAAUACCACCAUGAAUAUUUCUUUCCGAGUCAACCUGGUGGAUGCACAGGUUGUGCUUAUCGCCAAUCCAGCUUUAGCCAGUUCAGAAGCUAUCGUGCUAGGAACAAAGCAAGUACUUGUCUCCAAACAACAGGCAAUGACGCUACAGGUUGAUAAGGUUGGCAUGUUCCUAUGCCGUAUGGAUCGCUUCGAUACAAACCGUAUGCGUAUACUUGAUGACUUUAGCAUUCAAGCAGCACUGGAUAUGGGUGUACCGGGAUCUAAGUCAGCAACGGCAAGCAUUGCUGUCGAUAUCGAACCUUUGGUGCUGCGACUAUCGCUUAGGGACAUCCUCUUAGCCAUGCAAAUUGUCAACCGGGCAUCAGCAAUGUCAGGAAAUGAUGCUAAAGGACUACCUUCUGCGGAUGCACAAAGUUUGACGUCUGCCACAACAGCCAAGAAGGGCACAUCCGUGGGCGGUAAGGCUCUGUCGCAGAGGCCUCGCACAAAGUCCAUCGCAACCACCAAGCGAUCAAGCCGACAGGGCGCAGAACUUCAAGCGCCACAGCAGGCUUCCACCGUAAUCCGACGAGAGGAAAUGCACAUCAAUAUCGAAGGUAUACGCGUCGUUCUCAUUGGCGACGUUCAUGAGAUGCCUAUGCUGGACUGGCGCGUGAAGAAAUUCGGCGUCGAUGUACGAGAUUGGUCCGGAGCGAUGGUCGCUGAUACCUCGCUUGAUACUCUGAUUAAUGUCUACAACUUCUCUAAGUCUGCAUGGGAGCCUUUGAUCGAGCCCUGGACUGUUGGGUUCCACAUGGCAAAAGAUCAAGACCCAGACAAGAUCACGGUUGACCUUUACUCACGAAAAUCUAUGGAACUCACAGUAACGGCUGCUACUAUUGCCUUGGCUUCGAAAUCUUUCGACUUUCUUACCAGUGACGAGGACAUAUUGUCCAAACCUCGUGGUAGCGAUGCACCAUACCGUAUUCGCAACCAUACUGGGUUCAGUCUUGACGUAUGGGCAGAGGGGAAGGAGCAGGAAGGCUAUGCAGCUAAGCUUGAGGAUGGUGAGGAGCAGCCAUGGCGGUUCGAAGAUCCCAUGUCAACCCGUGAGACAUUGUCCACGGAUGCUGCAACUGGUAUGCUCGGGGUUAGAUUGCAGGGCAGUGGCUUUGACACCCUACCACGUAUUCCAGUCCAUCGAGAAGGCGAAUUCUUGUAUAAUCUGAAGCCCAAGCAAGACAGGGUACAGCACCGCGUCCUGGUCGAGGUGAAACUUGGCUCAGACAACAUCAAGAACAUAACUAUCCGCUCUCCAUUACUCGUCGAGAACAACACACAAAUACCGAUCGAGCUCGGCAUGUUCAGCCCCGAUGAGGGUCAUCUUCUCAAGAUCGACAAGAUUGCGCCGGGUGAUGCAAGACCGGCACCAGUCGGUGCUUGCCACAUGCAUUCGAUAGUUGUGCGUCCUGAUCAAGGAUUCGGCUACGCCUGGUCAAAUGAACAGCUAUUCUGGAAGGAUCUUCUCAAGCGUCCUACUAGAACGAUCACCUGCCGCAGUGAGCAAGACGAACACGCCCCGCCAUUCUAUUUCCAGAUGCAUGCAACCUAUGACAAGAAGGACCCCUUGACUGGUGUCUAUCCAUACAUGCGACUUCGUUUACAGGCACCCGUCGAGAUCCAUAAUCUGCUACCAUACGACUUCAAGUAUAGAAUUUACGACAGCAACACCAAGAAAGACUGGACAAAUUUCCUUAGAAAGGGAGGUAUCAGUCCAGUUCACGUUGUUGAGCUUUCACAUUUGUUGCUCCUUAGUGUAGAGAUGCAAGACGGGCCAUUCAAGCCCAGCAAAUUCGGUAUCAUCAAUUCCACCGACCGAGAGAGCUUUCGAAGGGAGAAGAUCCUAGAAGUCAAGGAUGAUAACGAUACAAUAUUGCAUUUGAAUAUGCAUUUCUACAAUUUUCCAGAUGGUGGAGGUGCCUUCAAAGUCGCAAUUUACAGUCCAUAUAUCAUCUUGAAUCGCACAGGAAUCCAACUCGACGUCCGUUCACAACAGUUCAUGGGACAAGCAAAGGCCGCUGCUGGGCAAGGUGUCAUCUCAGACAGCCAUGGCGAGACCGGCAAAGCCCUACCCUUCAUGUUCUCCUAUCCAACCGAUAACAAGAAGAACCGUGCUUUGAUCAAAGCAGGCGACUCUGGCUGGAGUAAGCCUCAGAGUUUUGAUGCGAUUGGAAGCACAUACACGGUGGCUCUACCCAACACUAAAGCCCGGUCAGAAAUGCACCUUGGUGUAUCUGUUUCCGAGGGUGAAGGGAAGUAUAAUCUGACCAAAACCGUAUCUAUAGCUCCACGAUUCAUCGUCAAGAACAAGGUCAAAGAAGAGCUACUUAUUCGCGAGCCGGGCCAGUCGGAUUGGAUGACGCUGAAGAACGGAGAGCUUCUACCUCUUCGAUGGCUGCGCCAAGGAGGAGCCCCACAGCUUUCUCUCUGCUAUCCUGGUGUCAACAAUCAGUGGUCGUCGCCAUUCCAUAUCUCAAAUGUUGGCAAUGUGCAUGUCAAGCUCUCCAAAGCGGGUCAGCGCCAGAAGCUCGUUCGCAUCGACAUAUUAAUGGAGCAAGCAACGAUCUUCUGCCAUAUCAGUGUCGAGUCAAAGCACUGGCCAUUCUCCUUCAAGAAUAUGAGUGAUCAAGAGUUCCUUUACUGGCAAGCGAAUCCAAACCAGGAUGAGGACGAAGAUGAUCGCGGCUCUGGGUUCCGACCAAUCAGAUACCGCUUACCUCCACGAAGCAUCAUGCCAUAUGCCUGGGACUUCCCUGCUGGAAAACGCAAGGAGAUUAUCAUCAGCGCAAACGGGCGCGAGCGACAUGUUAAGCUUGCUGAAAUUGGACCUCUCAUACCCUUCAAGAUCCCACCCGGCCAAGAACGUGGUGGUAUGAAGGUCAUUGACCUCAACGUCGUUGCAUCAGGUCCAACACAAACACUAGAAAUCUCAAACUACAAGCCGUCUAAGAGCAUGUACAAGCAGAGAUCUGCUACGUCCUCCUCUACAGCGACUGGCUUCGAGGUCAAGGAUAUGGACACCGAUGUGACAUUCAAGGCACAACUGCGACUUGCUGGUAUCGGUAUUUCGCUCGUCAAUCGCCACUUGAAAGAGUUGGUCUACAUUACACUUCGCGAUAUGGAGUUCAAGUACUCCGACUCGCCGUUAUACCAGAUGGUCAACAUGCAGGUCAAGUGGAUUCAGGUUGAUAAUCAACUUUACGGCGGCAUUUUCCCCAUCAUCUUCUACCCCAGUGUUGUACCCAAGACAGGAAAAGAAAUGGAAGCCCACCCCAUCUUUCAAACAAGUAUCACCAAGGUCAAGGACGAUUCCUAUGGUGUGCUAUACAUCAAGUACUUCACCUUCCUCUUGCAACAAAUGACCGUCGAGAUCGAUGAAGACUUCAUCUUUGCGAUGAUUGACUUUGCAAAAAUUCCUGGAGCAUCAUGGGCCGAAGAGAAAGAGGGCAAACUAUGGGACGAGGCUCUCGACCUGCCUGAACCGAAACAGGAGCAGUCGGGCCAAGACGUCUAUUUCGAGCUGCUGCAUCUCCAGCCCAUGCAAAUUGAUCUGUCCUUCGUUCGUACCGAGCGUAUCAAUGCUGAGGACACCAUGAGCACCUCGAACCCUUUCAUGUUCGCAGUCAACGUUCUAACGAUGUCGAUUGGCAAUGUUAACGAUGCGCCUGUCCGCUACAACUCGUUGAUGCUGGAAAAUGCUCGUAUCUCCACUAGCGCAUUAAUCAACAACAUCAAGAAUCAUUAUGUACAAGAAUCGCUGCGGCAGGUCCAUGUCAUCAUUGGGUCUGCGGAUUUCCUGGGCAACCCAGUCGGUCUCUUCAAUAACAUCAGCUCUGGUGUUGCUGAUAUCUUCUAUGAGCCAUAUCAGGGUCUGGUCAAAUCCGACCGUCCUGAGGAGCUUGGUAUCGGUAUCGCAAAGGGUGCCUCUAGCUUUGUCAAGAAGUCUGUAUUUGGAUUCUCAGACAGUAUGGCCAAAUUCACUGGCAGCAUGUCCAAGGGUCUCUCGGCAGCGACACUGGACAAGGAGUUCCAGGAUCAGCGCCGUAUGUCGCGUUCCCGAAACAGACCCAAGCAUGCGUUGUAUGGUAUAACAUCAGGUGGCAAUGCAUUUGCGAGCAGUCUUGCCAGUGGACUUGGUGGCCUUGCGCGACACCCCAUCCAAGGCGCGGAAAAGGAAGGCGCACUUGGCUUUGUCAAGGGUGUGGGCAAAGGUCUCCUCGGCGUACCCACCAAAGCGGCCAUCGGCGCCUUCGACCUCGCCUCCAACAUGGCCGAGGGCGUCCGCAAUACCACUACCGUUUUUGACCAAGAAGGCCUUGACCGCGUGCGCCUGACCCGUUUUAUCGGAACAGAUGGCGUCGUACGCCCGUACUCGCAACGCGAAGCACUGGGCCAGUUCUGGCUCAAGACGCUCGACAACGGCAAACACUUCAGCGAAGACUACAUUGCCCAUCUCGAGCUGCAGAACAAGGAGAUGCUUGUCAUGCUCACAUACAACAGGGUCAUGAUGGUGCGCAUGAAGAAGCUGCAGACGGAGUGGGAUGUGCCACUCAAGGAUGUUCAGACUAUUAGUAAGGAGAGGACAGGCUUGGGGAUCACGCUCAAAGGAGGUACAAAUGGGCCGUUCAUCCCUGUCGGAGAUGAAGGGAGUAGGAAUUGGUUCUACAGACAGGUCGCCGUUGCUGUGAAUGCGUAUAAUGAUCGAUGGAACGCGAAGGGCUGA